Impatiens glandulifera is the source of this 3791-nucleotide messenger RNA. Its product is annotated as histidine kinase 1-like. The transcript has 13 exons. The coding region runs from base 255 to 3644 and encodes 1129 amino acids. NCBI's taxonomy places the organism in Eukaryota, Viridiplantae, Streptophyta, Magnoliopsida, Ericales, Balsaminaceae. The record is from RefSeq and is a predicted model, not a curated record. Gene Ontology annotation, molecular function: phosphorelay sensor kinase activity. Gene Ontology annotation, biological process: phosphorylation; phosphorelay signal transduction system.
AAGAAAGGAGAAGGUGAAUGAAGAAUACAAGUGAACAGCAUUACAAAUUCCCACUUCUGAAUGAACUAGGCAACAAAUUAAUGGUGCCUCCAUAAAGUUUGAAGUGACAGUCAUUCUCUCUCUCUCUCUUCACUUCUUCUACUUGCAGAUGUUUCAUGUCAUCAUCAUCAUUCUAUUACAUUUCCUUGCCAGAUUAAAACCCCGACGACCUAAGAAGAAGAAAUCCAUUCUUUCAUCUCUGCUGCACCAUCACUAUGAGGAUUCUCACCGUAAUUUCUCGAUUAUGUGAAAGGAACAAUAACAGGGUUCCUCGCGGAAGAAGAGCCUUCCGCAGAGAUAUUGAACAAGACGAGUUUGAAUACGCCUGCACUCAUUGUCUAUCGUCUUAUUACAGUGUCUUCGUUGUCCGUCUUGCUAUCAUGGUGAUGCUGGCGAUUUUGAUCGGAUUGCUUACGCUACUCACUUGGCACUUCACUAGGGUUUACACAACGGAAUCGUUGGAGAGUUUGGCGUACGGACUCCGGUAUGAGGUUCUGCAACGUCCGAUUCUGCGUAUGUGGAAUAUAUUGAAUUCGACUGUAGAGAUCGCUACUGCUCAGGUUAAGCUAUCCGAGUAUGUGAUUAGACGAUACAAUAAACCUGCAAAUCAAGCAGAACAAGUUCAGCUCUAUCAAGUAAUGAAGGAUGUAACAUGGGCAUUAUUCGCAAGUAAAAAAGCUCUCAAUUCAAUCACCAUAAACUAUAGAAACGGUUUUGUUCAAGCCUUUCACAGAGACCACCGAAGCAACAACACAUUCUACAUAUACUCCGAUCUAGUUAACUACUCCAUAACAGAAUCCAACAACACUGAAAACCUCUCUUCAUCCCACGAAGGCUGGAAUGAUCAAUCAAUUCGCAGCAACGUUUCUGCAAUUUGGUAUCGAGAGCAGUUGGAUCCAAUAACCGGCGACAGAAUAGGAAAACAGAAACCAAUUCCUCCAGAUGAUCUGAUCAACAUAGCCGGCCUUUCACAAGUACCAGACAAAACAGCGACAUGGCACAUCGCGGUUAGCAAAUACACUGAUUCGCCUCUACUCUCGGCUGCUCUUCCUGUGUGGGAUCCAUCGAACCAGAGCAUAGUUGCGGUUGUGGGAGUUACAACGGCUCUAUACAGUGUAGGGCAGUUAAUGAAAGAGCUGGUUGAGUUUCAUAGUGGACAUAUUUACUUGACUUCUCAACAAGGAUGGUUGCUUGCAACUUCUGCAGAUGCCCCUUUAUUCAAAAACACCACAAAUGGGCCGAAUCUUAUGAUGGCUGUUGAUUCUCAUGAUCCUGUCAUUCGUCUGGGAGCCUCGUGGCUGCAGAGAACCUAUGGAAAUAAUAAUUUCCCUCCUAGCCAUGAAAUUCACGCAAAGAAUGCUAAGCUUGGAGGCCAGCUUUAUUACAUUGAUUCGUUUUUUCUCAACUUAAAGAGGCUUCCCAUGGUUGGUGUGAUUAUAAUCCCAAGAAAGUACAUAAUGGGGAAGGUGGAUGGACGUGCGUUUAAGACAUUUGUCGUAUUGAUAUGUGCUUCGGUUUGUAUACUGGUUAUUGGAUGCGUUUGCAUCUUCAUAUUGACGACUGGAGUUUCAAAGGAGAUGAAGUUAAGGGCAGAGUUAAUAAGCCAUUUGGAUGCAAGAAGAAAAGCAGAAGCAUCAAGCAAUUACAAGAGCCAGUUUUUAGCAAAUAUGAGUCAUGAAUUACGGACACCAAUGGCUGCUGUAAUUGGAUUGCUCGAUAUCCUUAUAAGUGACGAUUCUUUAACGAAUGAGCAAUUCGCAAACAUUACCCAGAUUCGUAAAUGUUCGACUGCUUUACUCCGGCUUCUGAACAACAUUCUGGACCUUAGUAAGGUUGAAUCCGGGAAACUGGUCCUGGAAGAAGCCGAGUUUGAUCUGGGAAGAGAACUUGAAGGUCUUGUUGAUAUGUUCUCGUUUCAAUGCAUCAAUCACAAUGUUGAAACUGUUAUUGAUCUCUCUGAUGACAUGCCAAGAUUGGUUCGAGGUGAUUCGGCGAGAGUAGUUCAGAUAUUCGCAAAUUUGAUUAGCAAUUCUAUCAAGUUUACAACAUCGGGAUAUAUUAUUGUUCGAGGAUGGUGUGAGGAUUCUAACACUUCAAGAAACAGUUGGAAAUUAUCUCUGAAUCCAAACCAUGGAAAGAAAUCCAGUAAAAAGGAGAAUAAAAUGAAGAUUCUUUGGUUUGAAGUUGAUGAUACAGGCUGUGGAAUAGAUCCAAGCAAAUGGGAAUCUGUUUUUGAAAGCUUUGAACAAGCUGAUCCUUCAACAACUCGCCUGCAUGGUGGCACGGGUCUUGGGCUAUGCAUUGUGAGAACAUUGGUAAACAAAAUGGGUGGUGAAAUCAAAGUUGUAAAGAAGGAAACUCCAGGGACUUUAAUGAGGUUAUGUUUAUGUCUUAACACCCCACCAUUAGUAGAUGGCAAUGGAGAAUUUGGCCAAGGCAUGAUCAACAACUUCAGACAACAUAAAAUGAUGGUCUUGUUUGCAAUUAAUGGAAAAAUGGGUAAAUCCAUUAUGUCGCAGUGGUUACAGAAAAACGGAGUUCUUACAUGUGAAGCAUCCGAAUGGAAUGGCCUGACACAAAUUCUUCACCAACUCUUUCCAGUUGAGACCGAUGGAGGUAUAAAAACAACAACACGUCUAGAAGUAUCAAAGAGUUCUUCGAUGUUCAUCAUAAUGAUCGAAAUUAGCCUACUUGACUUAAACACCAGCAUAUGGAAAGAACAGCUAGAUUUCCUCGAUAAAUACUGUAAAUCCGCAAAAUUCGCGUGGAUACUAAACCACGACACGUCAAACAGUGUUAAGACGGAGCUUCGAAACAAAGGGUAUCUGAUAAUGGUGAACAAACCGCUAUAUCAAGCAAAAAUUAUCCAGAUUCUGGAAGCUGCAAUAAUAAAGGAUAGAAACUCUAAAACUGAUGAGAAUGAUGGGUUGCAUCAUGAAUGUGUUGUAACUGAUCCCAUUCAGUAUGGAACAGUUAGUUCCUCGGAUGAUUCCGAUAAAUCUGGAAUUGAAAGUCCAAAUUUUGUAAAAGAACGGAAUCAACAGUCGAUUAUGGCUGCUGGUAGUAUUAUUAGGCAUCCUAGAACAGAAAGUGCGAUGAAACCACUGGAAGGAUUACAGAUAUUACUGGCAGAAGAUACUCCUGUACUACAGAGAGUUGCGACGAUAAUGCUGGAGAAAAUGGGUGCUUUUGUCACGGCGGUUGGUGAUGGAGAGCAGGCAGUUAAUGCCUUGAGAGCUACACUUUCUGCAGAAGAAGAAUCUCCUUUAGAAGAAGAUGGUAAUAGAAGAAAUCAAAAUGGAAUCAAGGCUAGUCCUCCUUUUGACCUGGUUCUAAUGGAUUGUCAGAUGCCGAAGAUGGAUGGGUACGAAGCGACGAAAACCAUUAGACAGUCAGAAAAGAGCACAAAUUCUCACAUUCCAAUUGUGGCAUUAACAGCACAUGCAAUGUCAUCAGAUGAAGCAAAAUGCUUGCAGGUUGGUAUGGAUGCUUACUUAACAAAGCCUAUUAAUUCCAUCCUCAUGGUUUCAACCAUCCUUUCAUUGACAAAAAAGAGAAAGAACCUGACUGAACUGAAUGAAUUCCACAAGCAAAAUGUAAAAUGAAGUUGUAUUAGUUCUUAUAUAUAUAUGAUGUAUCAAUACAAAAAUGAGUCUAAAUAGGCCUUUUCAAUCAUCAUCUUAUAUUGUAACAUGUUGAUAGAAAUAUUUGUAUAUUAAUUAAUUAAUUAGAAAUGUGUAACUUUAUAAAUG